Molecule: messenger RNA, 933 nt
Organism: Xiphophorus couchianus (Monterrey platyfish)
Lineage: Eukaryota; Metazoa; Chordata; Actinopteri; Cyprinodontiformes; Poeciliidae
Product: olfactory receptor 13C2-like
Exons: 1
Coding region: 13-933 (306 amino acids)
Biological process (GO): G protein-coupled receptor signaling pathway; detection of chemical stimulus involved in sensory perception of smell
Cellular component (GO): membrane
Molecular function (GO): olfactory receptor activity; odorant binding; G protein-coupled receptor activity
Source: RefSeq, a predicted model, not a curated record
ACGUACACGUUUAUGGAUGAGUUAAACGGUACCCACAUAACCCUUCGUGGAUAUGUCGAAAUGGAGAAAUACAGAUAUCUGUAUUUCACAGUUAUGUUUUUAGUUUACGUCGUGAUAGUUUGCAGCAACUCCACCAUCGUGUACUUGAUCUGGACUCACAAAAACCUCCACGAGCCGAUGUACGUUUUCAUCGGUGCUUUAUUGUUUAACUGUGUUAUUUACAGCUCCACUUUUUACCCGAAGCUUUUGACCGACUUCCUCUCUGAUCAACAGGUCAUACCGUAUUCUGGUUGUGUCUUUCAGUUUUUCAUGUUUUAUUCUGUAGGUGGAUCAGAGUUCUUACUGCUAGCGGUCAUGGCUUUUGAUAGAUACGUGUCGAUAUGUAAACCUCUGAGAUAUCCAGCCGUCAUGAGGAAAACCACGGUGAAAUGUCUCCUGGCUUUUGCUUGGCUCUUCCCUCCGUGUCAACUUGCCGUCCAAGCAGUGCUGUGUGUCAAAGCGAAGAUAUGCAACCUUAAUUUGGAGGGAAUAUUUUGCAACAACGCUAUUUACACAGUUCACUGUGUUAGAUCAAGGACAGUUACUAUAAUUGGGGUUGUUAUUUUAUUAAAUGUCGCAGUGCUCCCGAUGCUUUUCACAGUUUUCACAUAUGCAAAGAUUUUCAUAAUGGCUUAUCAAAGUAACAAAACAUUUCAGAGAAAGGCGGCUAAGACCUGCGUACCACACUUGUUGGUUUUGAUCAGCUUUUCAUAUCUGUGUGUGUAUGAUGUAAUUGUAGCUCGAGUGGAGGCAGAUCUUCCAAAAGCUGCACGCUUCGUGAUGACGCUGCAGUUGUUUCUGUAUCAUCCGCUGCUUAAUCCCAUAAUAUACGGGCUCAAGAUGAAGGAAAUUUCUAAGCAUCUGAGGAGGUUGUUUUGUUCUACCGAAGUCUAG